AUGCCCUCACAAUUCAAAGUUACAUCCUCAAAGCUUAAAGCGGCCCGGUGCUCCUGUGUCCAUAAUACCUGCGGAGACAAAUGCGACUCGUGUUGUCCCCUUUACAACCAGCAGCCGUGGCGAGCCGGGAACUUCAGUGACGGCGGGGCGUGCGAGCAGUGCCAGUGUUACGGCCACGCCACCGCCUGCACCUAUGACGCCGAAGUGGCCAAGAAGCGACUCUCUCUCAAUAUCAGGGGAGAGUACGAAGGCGGGGGCGUGUGCGUAGGCUGCCGCGACAAUACUGAAGGAUAUAAUUGUGAGAAGUGUGCACCAGGCUUCUUUAGACCCCAGGGUGUGACUCCCGAUGCGGCCCGCCCCUGCCAGCCGUGUGCCUGCCCGGGUCCUGGCACCACCGGGGAGUGUGUGCGUGACGACAAACAGAUCAACCUCGGCCUCUUCCCUGGCGCCUGCAUCUGUAAACAAGGAUUCCACGGGCCACGUUGUGACCGCUGUGAGAAGGGAUACCGCCGCUUCCCAGCCUGUGAGCCCUGCCCCUGUGACCGUGCUGGCUCCAAAGGCGACGAGUGUGAGGGGGACUGCGAGUGUAAGGAUAAUGUGGUGGGGCCGCGAUGUGACACCUGUGCCCCCGGCCAUUUCCACCUGGACGCCCGUAACCCGGUGGGCUGCACUCCCUGCUACUGCAAUGGCGCCACCACUGUGUGCGAAGCGGCCAAGCUGGCGGUGUACACUGUGCUGGAGCACGCUGACUGGCACGUGACAGAUCUGCUGCGGCGGCGUGUGGUGGCUGCUGUGCAUGAGCAGACGGACGUUAGGAUUGCUCAUGAUGAAAUGUCCCGCUUCUACUCCUACUACUGGUUGGCGCCACAGCAGUACCUUGGCUCCAGAAUGACCUCCUAUGGCCAGACUCUGAAGGUCAAGGUGGCAUGGGUCAAGCUUCGUGGAGACACCUCAGGCCAGCCCACCCGCUGCCCUGAUGUCAUUAUUGAGGGAGCCGGAUACCGCAUUGCUUAUGGAGACAACACAUACAAGAGAGGCAAGUCCGUCACGCUGGAGAUUCCUCUCUACGAACACGGCUGGUUCCACUUCCCCAAGGAUCUGUCAGACAUUGGGCCAAGCACCAGGAGCAGGGAUUACAAGGGCAGGGCAGUGACUCGCAGGGAGAUGAUGGAGAUCCUGAGUUCCUUUGAGUCACUCAUGAUCAGAGCAAGAUACCACACAGUCCAGAUUGAAGGAAUACUGCAUGACGUGAUCCUGGAGUAUGGAGCAGAGGGUCGAGCAACACUGGUCACCGGGGCAGUGGAGCGCUGCAGCUGUCCACCAGGCUACACUGGGCUGUCAUGUGAAAGCUGUGAGCCGGGCUACAGGCGUGUCAACAACACAAUCUUUGGGGGAGAGUGUCGCAAGUGUGACUGCAAUGGUCAUGUGGACUCCUGUGACCCCUACACUGGUGCCUGUGGGGAGUGUCAGCACAACACUGUUGGUCCACGCUGUGAACGCUGUGCUGCAGGCUUCUUUGGGGACCCUUCCCUGGGCACUCCUGAUGCCUGCCAGGCCUGUGAGUGCCCCCUGCUCUCUGGGAUCCAACCACUUCACCCCCAAGAUGUAUCCCUGACCUCGAUCUUGGGGGAUACAAGUGCAAGUGCCCAGCAGGUUACGUGGGUCCCAAGUGUGAGAGGCAUAUAUUCCAGUUUCAGCAAAUCAACACAUCUUCCAGCUUCUUCAUCAGAGGCCAUGUGUGCUGAGGGAUACUUUGGCAACCCCUUCCUGCCAGGAAAUUACUGCCGCCCGUGUGAAUGUAAUGGAAACCUUGACUUGAGGGAGAAGGGCACGUGUGACUCCCAGACCGGUCAGUGCCUCAAGUGUACUGGAAACACUGCUGGCUGGCACUGUGAGCGCUGCAAGGAGAACUACUAUGGGGAUGCCAGCAGGGGUCAGUGCCUUCCCUGUGGGUGCCAUGGACGAGGCUCCCUCUCAGCUACUUGUGACCCCCAAACAGGACAGUGCCAGUGCCGCAACCUCUUCACAGGCAGACAGUGUGACCGCUGCAAGAGAGGUCAUGGUGGAGUGACUGAGGGCUGUCCAAGGUGCAGUUGUGACCCUGAGGGAUCCACCAGCCAGAUCUGUGACCCCUUCACUGGCCAGUGUCCUUGCAAGUCAGGUGUGACAGGGAAGACUUGUUCCCAGUGCCUCUUGAACCACUAUGGGUCCCUUGACACUGGAUGCUCUCUCCUUAUCCGUCUGACCUUGACAGAGGAACACCACAAAUUGACUCCCAUUGACUGA
Messenger RNA from Scylla paramamosain (green mud crab), 2286 nucleotides. Its product is annotated as laminin subunit alpha lam-3-like. Gene Ontology annotation, biological process: tissue development; animal organ morphogenesis. The transcript is spliced from 19 exons. The record is from RefSeq and is a predicted model, not a curated record. Bases 1 to 2286 code for a protein of 761 amino acids. Lineage: Eukaryota; Metazoa; Arthropoda; Malacostraca; Decapoda; Portunidae. Gene Ontology annotation, cellular component: basement membrane.